Volvox carteri f. nagariensis is the source of this 906-nucleotide messenger RNA. RefSeq lists its product as uncharacterized. The coding region runs from base 1 to 906 and encodes 301 amino acids. NCBI's taxonomy places the organism in Eukaryota, Viridiplantae, Chlorophyta, Chlorophyceae, Chlamydomonadales, Volvocaceae. The transcript has 6 exons. The record is from RefSeq and is a predicted model, not a curated record.
AUGCAAGGCUGGACGCACGAGCCCACCGCCAUCGACCUUUCCCCGCCGGAUGCUAUGGAUGUGGCUGAGGUCGUCGGACCUGGUGCCGUACCAGCCGCGUCCGUCCACAGGGCUGCCGCUAGGCUGCAGGCAGCGGCGGCCGCCGCCGCGGCGGCGGCGACAGCGGCGGCGGCCACGGCCAAGUCGACAGCCUUUUGUAGCGAGGGCGACGGGAAGCCAUUCCGCCUGACUACGGAUUGGCUUCCAUCAUGUCAGCAGCUAUACCGGAUCUCCGAGGAGAUUCGCCACAUGGCCUCGUCGGGUAAUUUAGAUUCAUCGGUACACGCCAAGUCCGUGUCCGGUGUACUCGAUGUGCCGGCAGCUGCCGUGGCCGCUGCAGCAGCGGGAGUCGGCAGCAGCAACGUGCCGCUACAUACCAGAUUCAAGUCGCGGUUUCAUCCCGCUGCUGCUGCUGCUGCCGGCCGCGGUGACAGCGGCGGCAGCGGUGGGGGCGAUGGCGCCGAAGGUGACGGAGAGAGGGACGAUGAAGGUGGCAUGCACGAUCGUGACGCGGACGGCAAGGUUGCGGCGGCGGCGGCAGCAGCGACGAUGAUGCCGAGCCGCUGCUACAGCCCGACGUUGCUACAAGCGACACUGCGGGCAGUUGCGCCGUUCCCGGUCGUCCUGAACCCAAGCACCUGGUGCAGCAGGUGCCCUUGUGCUUCGGGAGCGCGAGUGGAGGGGCUCCUGCGCCUCCUCGCGCUACCCGGGGGGGGGACACACACACCCUUCAACACUGACCUUCACCACCCCACUCCACCCACCGCUAUCGACCACAACCACCACCUGCAGAGCUCCAGACAAAAGCACGACAAGCUUGACGACAUGACCUCCAAGGGCUCCCAGAACUUUAAUAGUUGUCCAUAA